AUGACGGCGAGCUCUGAUGAGGGUGAAAUUGUUGAGCAGAGAGCUGGGGAUUUGAAGGCAACUUCACUGUCGCACGCAGAGAGAAACGGUGUUGACCGUCAGGAUAGACAGCGGAAUAGAUAUUCCUCGCCCGACUUCGAUACGACAUCCAGAUACAGCAACUCGUCUCGACGAAGCCGCUCGCCCCCACGAGGAUACAAGCGGUCGCGCGAUGAUAGGGAUCAGUUCCCUCCUGCCAGAGCCCGAGAUCAAGAUUCUCGCCAUGAUCGCGGCGCCUACGACGACUAUAGGAGGGAUGAGCACAAAAGAUCGCGCCUCGCAUAUGACGAUCUCGACCGCCCAGCGCCACGCACUUCGAACCAAGGCUACGACUGGCGCAGUCGUAGGGACCGAGAGCGCGAUCGGAGUCGCGAACGGGAUCGAUACCACCGCGGCCGAGACCGAUAUUCUGAACGUUCAUCGCCUCGCCCUCGAAGCCCUUCCCCUCGCCAAUACCGUCGGGGAGACAAGCGAGCUGGCGAUCGAUUUGUCCGGGAAGGCUACUCUGACCGGCGCGAUUCAAGGGAACUGCGGUACGAUGACGCCGAUGUAGGCGCUCGAGGCAACAAUUUUGCAGCUAGGAAAGCCUCCGUAGGAGAUUCAAACCAGGCACUGAAAGGUCAUGCUAAAUCUGACAAGGAUACUACUGAAAACGGCGAUUCAGCUGCUACAGCUACGUCGAGGUGGGUUGAACACUUUCUCUCUUUUGUAAAGACAAUCAAAAAAAUAAAAGCUAACACAGAGGCCAGAGAUGUUCCAAUGGAUGACUACGAAGAGCCGGAAGAAUUUGACGAGGAAGCAGAGAUCGAACGCCGCCGCAAGAGGCGUGAGGAGCUCAUGGCGAAAUCCAGCUCAGCAACGCCCCUCCUCCUUCACGCUGUCGGAGCUGCCACAUCCAAAGCACAAGCACUGUCGCCUGCCUCUUUUCAAUCCGACACGCCGCAAGUAUCUCAACGGUCAGACAGCAAAAUGUCCCAGUCUCCGCGGUCAAACUUUGCCUCACCUGGAUCGCCUCUGUCACACGACGCGCCGUCUCCCGGAGCAAUGGAUGUCUUUGAUGGCAAAGAUCUCGUAAACUCACAUGGAGCAGUCAAAGCCAACGACGAAGAUGGCCCCUCUGCUGCUGAUUAUGAUCCGACCGUCGACAUGAUGGAAGAUGGACGUAGAGACGAACUGCGUCAUGGACAAGUCGUCAUCCACGGCGAGCCUGAACCUGCGGCGGCGAUUGAGCAGAACCCUGCCAAAGAAGCACCCAGUGCGUCGCCACAGAAGCCGCCUGCAGGCGACGGAGACGAAGAUGACGACUUUGACAUGUUUGCAGAGGAUUUCAACGAGGAAAAGUACGCAAGCAAAGCCCAGGUCACCGAAACGGCAGCGCCCGAUGAAGCAACAGAGGCGGUAGAAGCCGUUGAUAAGGGAGGCAUUCUCGAAGGCGAUGAUAAGGACGGAUAUUACAAGAUCCGUAUUGGUGAAGUCCUCAACGGUCGUUAUCAGGUCCAGGCCACGCUUGGCAGGGGUAUGUUCUCAGGAGUUGCACGCGCCGUUGACAUCACUACCAAACAGCUUGUCGCCAUCAAGAUGAUGCGGAACAAUGACGCCCUGCGCAAGGGAGGUUAUACGGAAAUCGCCAUCCUUCAGAAACUCAACGACGCUGAUCCUGAAAACAAGCGGCAUAUUGUCAAGUUUGAGCGUUCCUUUGACCACCGAGGACAUCUUUGUAUGGCCUUUGAGAAUCUGAGUAUGAACUUGCGCGAAGUCUUGCGUAAAUUUGGCAACAACGUGGGCAUCAACUUGAAAGCGACAAAAGCAUAUGCGUACCAAUCCUUUGUCGCGCUGGCUCACAUGCGCAAAUGCAGCAUCAUUCAUGCCGAUCUGAAGCCUGACAAUAUCUUGGUCAAUGAGACUCGAAGCAUUCUCAAGAUAUGCGAUCUGGGAACGGCAAUCGACCGUUCUGAUGCUGCAACCGCACAUACGGAGAUCACUCCGUACCUUGUGAGCCGUUUCUACAGAGCCCCCGAGAUCAUUCUAGGCAUGCCAUAUGACUACGGCGUGGACAUGUGGUCUAUAGGCUGUACCCUGUACGAGCUCUACACGGGCAAGAUUCUAUUCGCCGGAGACAGUAACAACCAGAUGCUCAAGGCCAUCAUGGAGAUUCGCGGUCGAAUCACGCCGAAGCUCUAUAAACGAGGUCAGCUAUCAGGUGUCCAUUUUGACGACCAGGGGCAGUUUGUCAGCGUCGAGCGCGACAAGGUACUUGGCAAGACGGCACUACGGACGCUCAACAUUGUUAAGCCGACACGGGAUCUACGCACACGACUCCUCGCUGCCUCGGGCGGUAUGAACGACGCAGAAAGCAGGGAGCUCAAUCACUUCAUCGACCUGUUGGAUCAUUGCCUGGCCUUGAAUCCUGACAAGAGAAUCAAACCGGCGGACGCGCUCAAGCACCCCUUCUUCACCACUCGCUCUGGAGCACCGCGGCGGUAG
Molecule: messenger RNA, 2523 nt
Organism: Trichoderma virens Gv29-8
Lineage: Eukaryota; Fungi; Ascomycota; Sordariomycetes; Hypocreales; Hypocreaceae
Gene: PRP4
Product: serine/threonine protein kinase, PRP4 pre-messenger RNA processing 4
Exons: 3
Coding region: 1-2523 (840 amino acids)
Biological process (GO): peptidyl-serine phosphorylation; peptidyl-threonine phosphorylation; mRNA cis splicing, via spliceosome
Molecular function (GO): ATP binding; protein serine/threonine kinase activity
Source: RefSeq, a predicted model, not a curated record